Molecule: messenger RNA, 3347 nt
Organism: Aphanomyces invadans
Lineage: Eukaryota; Oomycota; Saprolegniomycetes; Saprolegniales; Verrucalvaceae
Exons: 20
Coding region: 1-3165 (1054 amino acids)
Molecular function (GO): calcium ion binding; protein binding
Source: RefSeq, a predicted model, not a curated record
AUGUUGACCACAGGAGGCCACUCCCGCGUGAUACUGCUCGGGCCAGACUCGUCCCACCCAGCGUCCGCCGCACUCGUUCGCCAGGCCGUGGCUCAAGAGCCGUACUUGACCGCCCUGCGCGACAUGCACACUAGUAGUGGCGUGUCGGCAUCCACACCCGACCUCAUCGCGCUGCCCUCGGUCCUGACAACCAAGCGACAAGUCCAAGAUUUUGUGGACCAAGAGCCGUCCCCUUUGCGAGUUGCGACCACAUCGAUCACAGCGACCAAAGUCUUCAUGCCGCCCACUCAAGACGCGCCAGCGGAUGACUCCACCGGCGUCCUCGUGCUGCAAAAGGAGGAGCGACAAUCGGAUCUGAACUCUCGGUUAAUUCACGACAGAUCUAAACACAGUGGGGCCACCAAGUCGAGACCAACGUCGUGCUUGUUGGUGAAUUCCAAGCGGGUGCCAUCAGGCGGAGAUUCGCCGCUGGUCAAACACCCCAUGCGGCUCGUCGCGGCCAAGCUCAUGGCGUCUUUGACCGCCCACACGAUGAGUCCGAAUCAGUGCGACGGGAAGCCCAGCCACACAUACUUCCAAGACAUUUUCUUUCAAGUGGCAGCGCAAUUGGAACAGCAGCCGUCAACAGCAGGGCUGGCGCAAGUCCUCAGGCAAAUAUGGACCGUCCACGUGGACCCACUGCACAACGACGUGGAGCGGUCGAAGAGGCUAGGGCUGCUUACAUUUGCCAAAGAAGUACAUGAUGCGGUGGUCGCCACAAACAACGACGACACCCGAGCGUUCACUCGACCAUCCAAACGCGACCGCCACAACAGCCAACGUGCGCCGCUUAAUCGUCUCCAGCGCACGGCCAGUUCCAUCGCCAAAAUAACCCCUCGUGGCAUCAAAUCCUCCGUGGCAGCACCUUCAUUCACGCCACCCGACGAAAUAUGCCCAUCGGCGAGCGUCGGGCGCACGAACUCGUCGAGUGCGUCGUUGGAGGACUCAUGCGUGCGCCAGACUCGACGGCAUAGUGAGGCUGUACUGACGUUUGCUCACAUCGACCAAGUCCAGCAAGUGGGAAAGAUCUUGUCGGCUAAGGAACGUGUCAAAGCACUGCGGCUCGAGCUCAUUUCGAUGCAGAGGCUUCGGGAAUCGAUCUUUGCGACCGUGUUGAGCGCCGACGCCGCGCGGCAAAAAGACAUUGACACGCGCAUGCGGCUUCGGAUCACAGCGCAGCUCGAGCAAACGUUGCAAAAACGGUAUUCCGUCGUGCCCGAGUCGAUGACGCUGGCGGCCAUUCAAAUCCAACGGAUGGCGAGGGGUAAACUCGCGGGGAAGCGGAUGCGGAUGGCGCGGAUCGUUGCGCUCAUGCACCUGUCGAAGGACUUGUUUCGCCGCAAACUCCAGAAGCGCGAGUGGCAAGAGCUCGACGGCGUGCCAAAUGAUGUCCCUAUCGACGAGCUCGAAGAAGAAAUGAAAGCGAUUGUGUGGGAAGUGACUCGCCUUGUGCGCGAUUUGUCGCUCGACUGGUGGAAGCUCAGCCUCAGUGAAGAGCGCGCUCGAUUGACGUGGGAGCUCAGCGAUGCCAAGGACGACUUGCGCCACGUGCAUCAGCAAACGUCCGUCCUGAUGCAGAAUAUUUCGUUUGGCAUGAGCGUCGCGACUGCGCCGAUGCUGACCAAGGCCCACGAGGCUCGCCUGGGAGUCCAUCAAUACUACUCGCCCAGUCCACGCGUUGCAGACUCGACUAAAGAAUUGAUGGACAGCAUCGCAUCCAUCAACUCGAAACUCGAAGACUUUAACUUUGCCGUGGCCAAAGCCAAGCAGACUCGCACGACGGCAUCGACCCAGACGGAUUCGACGCUGCAAAAGCAGCCAACGUACUUGCAAGCGCUGGCCAAGCUCGCCAAGCUCCAAGACGCCAUCACGACAUCCUGUCCCGCCGCAGACGAAGAAUCCCAAGCCGACAUGGUAUCGGACUCCCCUUCCCGUUCCGCCGAUCGAAUGCUUGAUGCCCCCCUUCCACCUCAAUCGUACACGGUCGAGCCAAGUGCUGAGGUGGAGGCCAGUGCGCGCGCCGUGGCAGAUCCUGCAGUUGGCAAAUUUCCGACCACGGCACGGUUGGAUACCCCCGCAGAGUCGCUUCCAUCAAGCAAAAAGCGACCGCUGCAUCGCACGCCCAAAGCGGCAACGGCACCACCACCAGUUCCUGGACUGAACGACGUGCCAUCCAUCGUCGCCAAGGAAUUCAAAAUCGUUGGAAAGACCCAGCCCCACAAACCAAAAAUCAUGUGCGUCGCCCAGCUCAAGCUCCUUCUGCACGAGGUGUAUGCUGCGCGCGCGAUAGACGAGCUUCGAUCGCCCGUGGGGGAAUUCCUCUACCGUUUCUUUGCUCUCAAAUACGGCCUCCGGCAUGUGGCGGAAAUGUACUUGGUGAACUUUAUCGCAUCCGUGAAAAAGUUCUGGAAGCACGACCCAGAGAUUCGCCUGUGCGCUCGGGUGUGCCACUUGAGACACACUACGCCGCUGAGCCUCGACGCGUUGGAUUUUUAUGCUGGGCUCCUCGUUGGCCUCGGCAUCCAUCGACAUGAAGCAGUCAUUCCAGUGUGGUUCCUUCCCCACCUCGUUCGACACGCAGUCGAUUUGAUCCAAAAGUAUGAGCCCGGGUGCAUGCUCGAGAUCGUUCACCACAACCCCGAUGCAACGUACAAGGCAAUUGAAGGAAAGCUGUCCAAGCUGCCCCCAGCAGCGACUCACCAUGACAUCGGGUUUAGCAUGGCAAGCCUGACGUAUGUCGAUCGAGAUGAUGCCCUCGCGAUCUGCGUCGAUGCAUUUGAGGCGGUCGAGCUUGCCAUUCACAACCACUUGGUGCAGGCAUUUCACGCGGCCGACAUUGACAAGAACGGCGUGCUGUGCUUUGCCGAGUUUAACAGUUUGGUUCAAAAGGUCUACUCGACGCCCCAUUCACAUGUCCAGCGCAUGUUCUUCGACGCGAUCUCGCUUUCGGGCCAUCCCCAACACGACGCGAUUCUUCCUGAAGUGUUUGUGUCGAUCGCAAAGAAAGAAGGAUUGAGCAGAAAGAGCUACGUGAACGAGCGCCGCGAUGCCAUCACACUCCCCGUGGACAUUUCUGUCGUGCAAAAUGAAGACCUUUCGUCACAGCAACCGAUCGGUCAAGCUUGACGAAGCGUUGCGGGCCGCAUUCCAAGGGGGAAAGCAUGCUUGUGUGCCGCCCGUGGCGGCUCGUUGUUCGGGCAGCCGAAGCGACUUUGCCCACUUUGACAUGCGCACGACGACGUCCAUGGAUGACCCCAGCCACAUGCAAUUCGGACUUAUAAAUCACAACAUGCCUUCCUCUAAUCGAC